AUGGCUACCGAUAAAGACAUCAAAGCCGUCAUCGAGUUUGUACAGUCUACCAAGUUGACAACACCACCAUUUAUAAUUGAUAAAUCUAAGGGUGUUCUAAAGACUAAUGCUGAAAUAGACUAUGAAUAUACUACUAAUUACAAACUGGUCAUUCAUGUACAUGAUAUGAAACCGCCAGAGUUGUCACUGACAACAACAGUCACACUGAAUAUUUUCAUUGAAGACAUGAAUGACAAUCCACCGGAGUUUAUCUCUCCGCCGCCGAGUGAAAUUCAAUUCGAUGGUUAUACAGUCGUUGAACCGAUACGAAAAUAUCAGAACAGCUUAAAAAUUAUCGAGUUUGAAGAGGAGACUAUUCACACUAAACCAUUGGGUAGAGUUCGAGCUGUAGAUCGUGACAGUGGCAGGAAUGCUGAAAUAAUUUAUUUUAUUGCCGAGAUUUCAACUGAUUUGGCAGGUGAUCCGUUGAACAGAGAGAAACUCAUCAGCUGGAAUAAUAAUAUUAAUAAAGCUUCUAGUAAUUUUUCAAGUCUCCCGAAAAUAUUAAUCGAUGCAGACGGUGCUUUAUGGUGUGAAGGAAAGUUGGAUAGAGAGAAGCUGCCGAUUAUUGAUUUAGUGAUUGGUGCUCAUGAUUUAGGCGAACCGAGAUUAACCUCUUACACAAAGGUAAGAAUUAUCUUAAAAGAUAUUAAUGAUAAUCAACCAGAAUGGCAAUUUCCAACUGAGAAAGACUUUUUAGUCGCUGUUUCAAAAUCUGUCCCCAUUGGGACAAUAAUUACGCGUGUUCGAGCCACUGAUAAAGAUGAACAGUCUAAAAAUGGUCUUGUAAACUAUUAUAUAGCAGAUUUAGUAGCUGGGGACAAUGAGAUCACCUCUAAAUCAGAGUUGUUGACAGGUAAACUCAUUGCACACAUUUUUGAAAUGGAUUUAAAAUCGGGUGAAUUAAGAGUGAAGCAAUCGCUUACUGACCUACCGGAUGGAUUUCUUGAAAUAUUGUUGAAAGCUGAAGACAACGGUAGAACUCCUCAAAAAUCAUUGGCUAAAUUAAUCCUGUAUAUAACAAAUGACAGUGAUCUUUUAAAAAUGAACACUCCAGAGAAAUUACUAGCCUUUUAUCAAAAAGAAAAACAUACAAAGCUACUGAAUUCCCAGCUACUUACAUUUGGAAAAUUCAAUGAAAUGAUUCCUUCACUGAUGAAUUCAGAUUCUAGUAGUUUGUAUAUACGUCGUACUGUAGGACAACAAGAUAGAGGGAGUGUCAGGCAUUUAUCAAUUGUAAUUGGUGCUUCAAUAAUUGGUGCUAUCACUGUCAUUUGCUUAGUUGCUUUAUUAAUUGGCUUAAAGUUCACUACACGUUUUCAAAAUCGUACAAAAUUCAUAUCGACUACAAAAAAGGAUAAAAAUGACUACAAUCCAAAGAAGAAGAAGAAGAAGAUUGAGUCUGCUAACAGUUGUAUAAAACACGUAUCUCAUCAUUCAUGCAUAAACUCUGGCAACCCAGUAGAAAUAAUACCUAAUGAUUCGAAUAGUGUUCACAGCCUGAUGAAAUGUAUGCAUAAAAUAGAAAUAAAUGACUCAAAUAACGAAAAAUUAUUUUCGCCAUCAUUAACUCAAAACUAUUUCCGAUGUUCUCCAACUUCGAUUCAAACCAGUAUACCAGUGAGUAUGAUAAGAAAUCCUGAAGAUAUUCAUUAUUUGCCGAUCCAUUCAACGUUAGAUUUAACUGAGAAUAUUCCUUUAAGACUUCUGCAUGUAUCCAACGACAAGCUUACUGAAUCUCAAUGUUCGAAUUUCAAUACAAAUCAUAAAAACAAUGAGAACAGUGAUACCAGUGAUAAUAAUACUAUUACUACUAAUAAUAAUAAUCGACAGUAGUGCUAACGAAUUAGUGACACCACAUUCCCUUACAAUUAUUGCUUCAGUUGUACCUACAUGUAAUAUAAAAACAGCUUUACUUCCAAUGCUAUCACAAGAUCAUUGUAGUGAACUGAUGACAUCUAGUGGGAUAACUUUGCUAAAUGAAGAAGAUAUUAUCAAGGUGGGAAAUUUAUCACAUUCCACAACAACAGGUUAUACCGAUUUUCCCGCGUGUAUUUUCUCAACAACAACAACAGCAAUUACUGCUACUACAAAUACCUCAUAAUAU
This is a messenger RNA of Trichobilharzia szidati, 2146 nucleotides long. NCBI's taxonomy places the organism in Eukaryota, Metazoa, Platyhelminthes, Trematoda, Strigeidida, Schistosomatidae. The record is from the annotation of a GenBank genome assembly.